Molecule: messenger RNA, 2676 nt
Organism: Haliotis rufescens (red abalone)
Lineage: Eukaryota; Metazoa; Mollusca; Gastropoda; Lepetellida; Haliotidae
Exons: 1
Coding region: 77-1156 (359 amino acids)
Source: RefSeq, a predicted model, not a curated record
UCGUGACCCGACAGUGUGUUACGUGUGUUUGUGCCUGGCGACACACCGACUACCGAAUGCCGUGUAAGAGGCAAAUAUGUUUCAGCUUAAACUCUCCAAAGUAACCGAGGACAGCGCAGACACGGAAAAUAGCAAGCCCUCAUCAGAAACCAGAGUGAAAACAACGUCAGUGGAGAGAAAAUCUAGGCAGAAUUCGAGUAGGGAUCAUGGGUACGAGAAGACGCGACAGUCAGUAAGAACUCUUCCUCCUUUGAAGGGGAAGGUACCUCCGAGCAAAUGGCCGCAUGGACGUGCCUCUAUCAGCGAAGGUAUAAAACCACCAAGGAAGCAGACGGCAAGCGAGGCAGAUUCCCAAUCAGCUCUGGACCCGAGGCGUGCUUCUGUUCCACUGCCAAAGCAAAGUGGUAAGACCAUGUUCGCAGGCCUUGGACGAAAGGUAACAAGCAUGGUACGCGCUAGAUUGGCCUUCCAGGGAGAUAACAAGAAACGAGACGAAAUCAUGAACUCUAACACAAUGGAAGCGAUCCACGAGAUGCCCAAAGCCCCGCGUUUCAGCUCCUUCCUCUCCCCGGAGGCUCAGUACGCUAUGAUGAUGGGGUAUGAGGAUGUUCUUCAUCACCAGCUCAGCAUGUCUCAUCCAGAGUACCGCUCGGUCCUGAGGAGGAACAAGACCCCGAUGAUUCGCAUGGGAAUUGUAAAACUGAAGCACGGCAAGAUAGGCGCGUCAAGAACAUCCUUAGCUGUUGGAGACGGCGGAGGUGAUUCCGAUCCGGAGACUGAGGCGACACCUGCACCACCGGAAGUGGAUGAGGACGACAUGGAUGAAAUGUGUAGAGCUGAUUCACCAAGCCGCAAAACUAUGGCGCCUUCUGCCACCAACACAUCGACGUUGUUUUCCCAAAAGACAUCGUUGCGGAAGUCAAAGGCUCAGAUGAUUCCCCUGGAUCGGCGUCUGGAACUGACAUACAGGAUGGAGAGCGCGAUGGACAUCUUGGACACGCUGAGGCGACAUCACGGUCAGCCUCCUAUCUCUCCCCGAGUCCGGCUGAAUAAACGAGCCAUUGCUCCCAUCAGAGACUAUAACUCGUGGACGAAUGUAUGGAAGAGAGAAUUUUCCCAAAGUGACAGAAGGCACUCACCUAAAUUUAAGGUCUGAAAUUCUUUUUUGGAAAAACAAUGUGAAAUAUUCAAUGUCCAAGAGUGUUUGUGGGUUUGCAUCGUAUGACAUAGAAACGGAUUUGAAGGUUUGUGGUGUAUUUCAUGGGCCGUUUGAACUGGCAAAAAAAUAUAUAUAUUUCAAUGUCAUUGUUGUCAACAAUAGCGAGAAAACAAAUACUUGUGUAUCGAGGAACUCAUCGUUCCAUGUGACGCCAUUUUUUAUUGUCUGUAAAUAGUCAUAUCUUCUGAAAUCAUAUAAAAUAUCAAAUCUAUUGUCUUAAAACAAAUAUUUGUUUAAAUGUAUCUACCGAACGAUAAGGGCUUUUUACCUUAUAUUGUUCUUUUUGUUUGAGCAACAUAUAAAAGAGCGAUCAUCCGAACUGUACGCCUGGAAAAGAUUGACUGUUUGCCUCUCCAAUUGUAGUCAUAAAAAGUGCUUGUAUGUGUUAUUUUGUUGUAUAACGUUUAAAAAACGUAAUUGCGAUUUUCAUUAACAUACGUUUGUCAAUUACAUUUGUUCUGGUAUUUGGUUUCGCUUUCGUGCUGUUCUGCGCUGAACUUCCGCUUCACGUGCAUUAAGAAACAGAAACAGCAAUGCCAGAAGGGGAGCACAAUUGCGCCCAUGGGGAUGCCUAUUUCUUGCCAAAAUGUCCCCUCAUUUCACUUAGAUUGUCCAGCAUCUUUCGUGUUGGUUUUUCAAAUAACGUCAGAAGACAUUUGCUUUCAUUUUUGAAUAAUUGACCUGAAUCUUUAAAGACAGAGAUGUAAACUACGGUUAUAACGAACUGAAAGGGACCACUGAGUUUAGUUCGUUAUAACCGUAGUUUGUUUAAAGCAUAUUUACAACAUAAAAUCAAGGAAUGGACGGGACCAAAAAAACAGUUCGUUAUAUCCGUCAGUUCGUCCUAAGCGUGUUCGUUGUAAACGUCGUUUACUGCAUAUCAAAGGUCACCACGUUUAGUGACAAAUGUCAUCGGGAUUAAGGAAUGCAGUUUUAUCGUGUGGAAUAAACGAUUUCAAGUUAAAGAUAAGUUUAUGUUAUAGUAUGAUAAUUGCGUCCGUCUUGUUAUUAGCGCUUGGAUUGCUUGAAUCAUAAUUAACAAGAGACCAGCACAGGAAUGCCUGUGAAUCACCUGCAUAUUAUCUGCCUAAGUGUAUGUCGUGAUGGGCUUACAGUAAACUGCCGGUUAUAACGAACUCAAAGAGACCACUAAUUUUAGUUCGUUAUAACCGUAGUUCGUUAUAAGCAUAUAUGCAGCAUAUAUACAAAAAAAUGUCGGGGACUAAAAAUAAGUUCGUUAUAUCGGUCAGUUCGUUAUAAGCGUGUUCAUUAUGAACGUAGUUCACUGUAUUAUGAACAGCAUAGCCCUGGACCUCCUUCCUCAAAACAGUCUUAGCGCAUUCAUGUCCCCGCGGCAGAAAACUACAUUCGCCAGCCUGCGGUGUAGACUUUGUGUUUCGUAUCCCUCCCGGCGAAACGAGUUUUCCAUAAACAAAAAUGUACUCUAUCUGAAAACA